AUGCUGUCUACAACUCUCCUUCAGACGGUCCUCGUCCUUGCGGGCGUCAGCUCUGUGACUGCCUCGCCUCUCGACCUGUCCUUGGAACAUUAUGAGGUCCUGGCGAUGCGCGCCUCGACUACCGUCGACCCCAACGCUGUCACGAAUGUCGAAUGUACAGAUGCAAACGUCAACAUCGUCUUUCACGACCAAAACGUGGCCGAACUCGGCAUCUGCGGCGGUAUAGCCGGAUCCAUUACCAAGUGCGGCGGGGCUCCAGAGAGUACGACGGGCGAGUCGGGCACGGCACUAUUCACUCUGAACGCGGCAACGAGCGGCGCGACAAUUAACAUCUCCAAGGGCAGAUGGGAGGGCUGUAUCCGUGCUGCGAGAGCCGUGUGUCCGACGGGAAGCAUCAGUGGAACUUGUGUUGGCGGUGCUUCGACUGGAAAUGUCGACUUCACCCUCGACAACCCGUAA
Molecule: messenger RNA, 459 nt
Organism: Pestalotiopsis fici W106-1
Lineage: Eukaryota; Fungi; Ascomycota; Sordariomycetes; Amphisphaeriales; Sporocadaceae
Exons: 2
Coding region: 1-459 (152 amino acids)
Source: RefSeq, a predicted model, not a curated record